AUGAAUAAUAAUAAUAAUAAUAAUAAUAUUUUAGAAAAUGAUAUCGAUAUGAUAGAUGUAGAUAUUAAUAAUUUUAACGAUGAUAUUAACCUACUGCAGCAAACUAAUAUUUACACAAAUGAUAUACUUUUUAUAAACCAUUUAAAUGAAUGGAUAUACAAUGUAUCUAUAAUAAAAGAUACAUUAAAUCAAAUUAAUACUAAAAAUACAAGACUACAUUUAAUUUUAAUAAAUACUGAUUUAUCAAGUAUUGAAUCAAUUAGUAACAUAUUAUCAAAAUAUUAUAGUAUACUUAGUAAUUAUACAAUAAAUCAAUAUUUUAAAUUAAAUAUAGAUUGUAUAAUAAUAUUACCAGAAUUAUAUUAUAACUACAAUGAUGGUGAUGAUCAAAAUUUUCAAAAUGAAAAUAAUAAUAAUAAUAACGAGAUAGAAUUAUUUUUAAAUUCAAUAGAAUUAAUAUUUAAUAGUUUUAAUAACACUUUAAAUAAAAUUUAUAUACCAAAUGAUAUAAAUAAUAAAAAUAAUAAAUUUAAUGAAUUUAUAAAAUCUAUUGAAAUUUUAAAACCAUCACCUUAUUCUUCAUCUUCACAUAAUUAUUUUGAUUUUAAUUGUUAUUCAUUACCCCCUUCAAAUAAUAAUAAUAAUAAUAAUAAUAAUAAUAAUAAUAAUAAUAAUAAUAAUAAUAAUAAUAAUAAUAAUAAUAAUAAUAAUAAUAAUAAUAAUAAUAAUAAUAAUAAUAAUAAUAAUAAUAAUAAUAAUAAUAAAAAUGAUAAUUUAAUAAUUAAUUUUAAUUAUAAAUCGAUUAAAAGAAUUCAAAGAUAUGGUUCAGUUUAUUGUGGUGGAUUUUUUGAUUAUUUACAUUUUGGUCAUAAAGCAUUUCUAUCAAUUGGUUCUUUAUUAGCUAAAGAUAAAUUUUUUAUUUCAGUUUUACAAAAAUCAUCUUUUAUUUUCUCAUCACCAUCUCCAUCACCAUCUACAUCAUCUUCCCCAAUUAAAUGUCCGAUCGUUCAAAUAAAUAAAAACUAUAAUCAAGCAAAAAUGAAUGAUAAUACUACAAAUUCACCUUCUAAUUCAAUUUAUAAUUCUAAUAAUAUUAAUUUAACACCUAUUCGAUAUAAUACAUCACCAUCAAUUUUACAACAACAACAACGACAACAACAACAAGAAGAAAAAGAAGAAGAAGAAGAAAUAUCACCUAAAACACCAAAUACACCUAAAACACCAAGAACUCCUAGAACUCCAAUAACAUGUCCAUAUAGUCAUGAUAGUAUUAAUGGUAUAAUUAAAAGUUCAAAAUCAAGUAUUGGUGAAAUUAAAAACUUUAAUUAUGAUUAUUAUGAUAAAAAUAAUGAUAGAUUAAUGCAACCAAUUCAAGUUAGAAUGAAUACAAUAAUUGAAUUUUUAGAUAUAUUUAAUCCUUUUCAUUCAUUAAUUGAAGUUGUAACAAAUACACGUUGUUCAGAUAUAAACUAUUGUCCAAUGACAUUGAUUGAUAAUGUUGAUUCAAUAAUUACUGCACCAUCGUCAUCAUUUACAACAUCAUCAUUAAAUAAUACUCAUAAAAUUAAUUUAGUUAGAGAAAAAAGAAAUUUAAAACCAAUUUCAAUUCAUUUAAUUGAAACUGUUCAAUGUUAUCAAAGUAAUAAUAAAAUUUCAUCUUCAUAUAUAAGGUCUUUAUUAAAUGAUUUUAAUAAAUGUUAA
This is a messenger RNA of Dictyostelium discoideum AX4, 1701 nucleotides long. RefSeq lists its product as hypothetical. Lineage: Eukaryota; Evosea; Eumycetozoa; Dictyosteliales; Dictyosteliaceae. The record is from RefSeq and is a predicted model, not a curated record. Bases 1 to 1701 code for a protein of 566 amino acids. The transcript has 2 exons.